AUGAGUUCCAGCUCUGUCACAUCCGGUGUCAUCGGUGAACGUGGUGUGCCGUCGAAGUGUGUAUGUGGUCUAGGUGUUACUAUCUUCACUUCUAAGACGCAAGAGAAUCCGGGUCGACCUUUCUUCCAUUGUGUCAGCAAAAGAGAUGUGAAUUCGUGGACAACCAAGAAAGAUAAUCACUUGUUUAAGUGGGUCGAGGAUGCCGUUUUUGAAGAAGUUGAAGAUGCUCUGCCAAGAGUAGCCAUCAUGGCAAAUGAGAUUAACAAAGUGAAAUUUGAGGCAAAUGAAUUAAAGGCUAUGAUCCAAGCUUUGAAGGAUGAAGAAAUGGUUAGCAAAAUGGAACUUCACAAAUGUCAAGUGUGUUUCAAAUUGUACUUUGUGUGGCUAUGUGUUAUGACCAUUAUGUUGGUUUAUGUGAUGUAUGGUCAAAGAAAAGAGAAGAAUCGUUUGUUUGUGUUGUAA
Messenger RNA from Camelina sativa (false flax), 462 nucleotides. The record is from RefSeq and is a predicted model, not a curated record. NCBI's taxonomy places the organism in Eukaryota, Viridiplantae, Streptophyta, Magnoliopsida, Brassicales, Brassicaceae.